AUGGCAAAGAUGAGACAAGUUUUAAAUAUUUACAAUAGCCGUAAACAAAAAGGUUUGGGAAACCACUCCCCCGAAGAAAUGAAAAACAACCCUGACUUAGAGAAAGACUAUAUAUUUAAUAGUUUAGUCAAAAGAGACAAACAAGAAAGAAUGCCAGGCUUCAAACUUCAGAAAGGUGACAAAGUAAAAAUAGAAAUACCUAAACGCGACCCAUAUGAAAAUACUAUUGACUAUGACAACAACAAGUACCCGACAGGUACUCACAUUCGUGUUCGUAAAAAUAGAAGAAAGUAUACAAGAGAAUAUUAUGAAGUUUUAGGCAAACAUGGCAAAAUGUACAGACUGCAAGCAGAAGAUAAAACUACUAUUGUCAGACCUCGUUUCAAACUUGUCAAAGUUCAAGGUGGUAUACUUUCAAAGACAGUUCCUAACAAAUAUAAGACAACUCCUGACGAAUAUGCUAAAGAAGUUGAAAAUGACGACUAA
Molecule: messenger RNA, 486 nt
Organism: Trichomonas vaginalis G3
Lineage: Eukaryota; Parabasalia; Trichomonadida; Trichomonadidae
Exons: 1
Coding region: 1-486 (161 amino acids)
Source: RefSeq, a predicted model, not a curated record